AGAUGUGAUGGAGGAAGUUGCACACAUCUGCAGUUCCCCGAGUGAAGGUACUGGUGGCCCCACAUUGCUGUGAGAAAGAGAGAGAUUGGAGUUGCUUGUGCUUUCUCCCGGCCUUUGGAGAUCCAGCCUGAGAGAGAUGCAGCUGCCAGUGCUGGUGGGGUCCCUUGCGGUCCUGCUGGGUGCGUCCCGGGCACCGGACCCUGCCCUGGAGGAAGGCUGGCGAGGAUGGAAGACCUUCCACGCUAAGGAGUAUCCUGAAGAGGCGGAAGCUUUCCGCAGGACGGUCUGGGAGAAGAACCUGCGGCGGAUCGAGCGCCACAACCUGGAGGAGUCUCUGGGGAAGCACAGCUACCGCCUGGAAAUGAACCACUUCGGGGACCUGACGGACGAAGAGUUUAACCAGCUUCUGAAUGGUUUCCUAGCCGAGCGGCAUGGCGGGAAGGUGCCUCUCUUCCAGGAAUUGGCUGCUUGGGAGACUCCCACGGAGGUGGACUGGCGCGCAAAGGGUUACGUCACCCCCGUGAAAAACCAGGGCCACUGCGGGUCCUGCUGGGCUUUCAGUGCCACGGGAGCCCUGGAGGGCUUGGUCUUCAAGAAGACGGGCAAACUGCUGUCGCUGAGCGAGCAGAACCUCAUGGACUGCUCGAGGAGGCUGGGGAACAACGGGUGCCAUGGGGGCUUCAUCACUCGGGCCUUCCAGUACGUGCGGGACAACAAGGGCAUCAACUCGGAGCUCAACUACCCCUACUUGGAGAGGGACGAAUUCAGCUGCCAUUACAACCCCCAGGACAACGCUGCCAACUGCACCUCUCUCAUGCAGAUCCAGCCGGGCAACGAGACAGCUCUGGAGCAGGCGGUGGCCACUGUCGGCCCGGUCUCCGUUGCCGUGGAUGCCAGCACCUUCUACUUCCACUUCUACAAGUCAGGAGUCUUCACCGACAGCCAGUGCAGCCAAACAGUGAACCACGCGAUGCUGGCCGUGGGCUACGGCACAUCUCAGGAGAAUGGGAAGACCGCCCCCUACUGGCUCCUAAAGAACAGCUGGUCUGAGCUAUGGGGCGAAAAAGGUUACAUCCGGCUGGCGAAAGGAGCCAACAAUCACUGUGGUGUGGCCAAUCAAGCAAGCUAUCCCGUCUUGUAGCCAGUGCUGGGUUUUCCUCCUGCCCUGGGCCUGCAUGGCAGAAGGCCUCACAUACUGUGUGGGGUUUUUUUUCUUCCCACAGUCAAAAUGACUUGAUCUUCGUCUUCAGCAUGGAGAUUCUUUUUGCUCCUGGCAGUGAUUUCUGGGCUAUUUCUUAGCUGCGAUUUACAUGGGUUUAGAAGCGAUUAAAAGUUGUGCAGCAAAUUGCUCUUGCAAGCCUGGGUAAGUCCUGUUCUGGUUACGCCGCAGCAUCGCUGAACGAGGCUUAGUGGCCUGUCCGACGUAUUCAUAAAAUAAAGAAUGUUUUCCUCUCAGUG
Emys orbicularis (European pond turtle) is the source of this 1458-nucleotide messenger RNA. Its product is annotated as procathepsin L-like. The transcript has 8 exons. Bases 137 to 1141 code for a protein of 334 amino acids. NCBI's taxonomy places the organism in Eukaryota, Metazoa, Chordata, Testudines, Emydidae. Gene Ontology annotation, molecular function: cysteine-type endopeptidase activity; cysteine-type endopeptidase activator activity involved in apoptotic process. Gene Ontology annotation, cellular component: lysosome. The record is from RefSeq and is a predicted model, not a curated record. Gene Ontology annotation, biological process: positive regulation of apoptotic signaling pathway; positive regulation of peptidase activity; immune response.